Blumeria graminis f. sp. triticale is the source of this 630-nucleotide messenger RNA. The record is from the annotation of a GenBank genome assembly. NCBI's taxonomy places the organism in Eukaryota, Fungi, Ascomycota, Leotiomycetes, Helotiales, Erysiphaceae.
AUGCUGAUAGGUGUCUGUGGAGGAAUAUGCGCGGGCAAGCGUACAAUUAGCGACUAUCUUAUAGAACAUCAUGGCUUCACAAGGCUGUCCCUAAAAAAUAAUUUAAUUUUACAGGAAACUCAUCCAGAUAAUAUUAUAAUAUCAGGCACUCUAAAUGGCACCCAGGUAUCAACUGAAUCCCAGAAUUCUCCCAACAAGCUCGCAGAGCAUAUAUUUGAGACAACAGAAGAGUUACUUGACUUCGUUACCAAGCGCUGGCGCGGACGAUGGGUAACAACUGACAUCCAUAAUCAGAACAUUCUGAAUAAACUUCUGGGACGUCCAUUUUUUAUCCUCCUAAGUGUCGAUGCUCCUAUCUCACUCAGAUGGAAAUGGUGGCAGGCAAGACAGGAAUGUUCUAGUAUCAAAAGUCCUCUUACUUUGGAAGAGUUUAUCUUAAAAUCAGACCGUCAUUUAUAUAGUUCAACCUCUGACUCCGGUCAACUUUUGAUAUCUCGUGCUACAGAAGCUUUAAAUGUCUGUGUAACUCAAAAUACAAACCCCGGAAAUUUCAGGGAAGGCACUUCAACUUACCUUCCCACCAAUCUUGGUCAUCAAAAACGGAAAGAAGCCUGGGACGAUUCCAAGUAA